AGUUAUUUUGCAGCUGAAGCAUUAUUAUUAGCUUCACUUUACGUGAUUUAUUCCAUUAUCACUGAAGAAAAAAUAAAAAUGGUAACUGAAGUCCAAUUAAGCUUGGAUUCAUCAGAUAAAUAUCUGCAAAGUAUUGGUCUCCCAAUUAACCAGCCGGAAAAGAUAUCAAAAAUUUUAAAAUCAAAUGAGUGUGUCCGUUUGGAAUUUAUUGAUCUCACCGUUAGUGUUAAUGGUAAAGAAAUAUUAAGUCAUGUAAGCGGAGAAAUAAAUCCAGGAGAAGUUUUAGCAAUUAUGGGGCCGUCGGGAGCUGGAAAAUCCACACUUCUUAACUUACUUGUUGGAAGAGAAAGAAAAGACCUUAUCAUUAACGCUGGUACAAUUAAAUUAAAUGGGGAAAAGGCAUCCAAGUUACUUCGCAGGAAAAUUGGUUAUGUUUUACAAGAAGACAUAUUUUUUUCAAAUCUUACAGUGCGACAGUCUUUAGAAUUUGUAGGAAAAAUUUGUCUACCAGAUUUCAUGACAUGGAAAGAAAAGUUAACAACCAUAAACGAAGCCAUAAAUAAUCUAGGAUUAAAAAAAUGCGAGAAUACAACAUUGGGUGGUGAUCCCUUUAGUUCUGGAUGCUCAGGAGGUGAAAGAAAGCGUUGCAGCAUAGCAGUUGAACUCAUUAGAAAUCCUGCAUGUAUAAUUAUGGAUGAACCAACUUCAGGAUUAGAUUCAUCAACAUCACUCAGUCUGAUUAAAACUUUAAAAAGACUUGCACAGAAUGAGAACCGUGCAGUAUGUAUGACUAUCCAUCAACCAUCUAGUCCUAUGUUCCAUAUGUUUGAUAAAUUGCUGCUUUUAUGCAAUGGAAAGGUUCUAUAUUUUGGUAAAGUUUCUGAAGUUUUAUCAUUCUUUCAAACAAUUGGAAUGCCUUGCUAUCCAAAUUGGAAUCCAGCAGAUUUUAUCAUGGAUCAGCUUACAGCUCAUAUUGAUGUUCAAAACAAGAUUGCUGAAGGCUAUCUUACAUUUAAAAAAAAAAUUUCUUUUUGCAACGAGAUAUCUUUGGAUUUUGAAAAACGUGAAAUUUCUUCAAGCAUGCCUGAAAAUUCUCCUGAUCAUUGCAAAUCACAUACUAAUUUUGCAAUUGAAUAUGUGAAAGAGCUGGAUACAAGUGACAGUAAUGCUCAUAAAGAGCAUAAUUUUGUGAAUGGAAAAGCGCUUGAAAAUUCAGCGAUAAAUGUAGUAAGCACAGAAAAAUGGUCAACUAGUUAUUUUACACAAGCAUCUGCACUAUGUAGAAGAUCUUUUUUACAAACUAAGGGUCAUUUUUGGAAUAAAAUAUGCCUUAUGCAGGCGUUUACUAUUUCUGCAAUAGCUUGUCUUGUAUGGUUCAAUACACCAUACAAUGAAAAAUCAUUGCAAAAUCGUCUGGGAUUUAUGUUUUUUAUAAUGGUUUAUAUGUUUACCAACCAAAUGUUUACUACACUUCUCACAUUUCCUAUUGAAAGUAAAGUUAUUGCCAAAGAGCGUGAUGCUGGCAUGUAUCGUCUUUCAGCAUACUAUACUGCUAAAAAUAUAGUUGAUCUACCAAUUAUAUUUCUUCCACAGGUUUUUAUUUAUACAGUUACAUACUGGAUAACUGGACUUAAUCGUUCUCCUAUAUUUCUACUCGGGCUUUUUAAUAACAUGUUAAUUACUCUAACAGCACAAUCUUUAGGGCUAAUAAUUGGUGCAAGCAUCCAAAAUCUCAGAAAAGCUCAUAUUGUUGCAAUGACUGUUUUUAUGUGUUCCAUACUUUCUGCAGGUUUUUAUACAAAAAGAUUACCGAGUUGGCUGUCAUGGUUUAAAUAUAUAUCUCAAUUGACUUAUAUAUACAAUGUCUUUGUAAGAUUGGAGUUUCAAUACUCUGUAAAACUGUUUGAAUGUUCACCAAAGUCUAUUUUUCAACAAUGUACUUCGAACAGCUCUUACAUUUCUGGUAACGAUAUAUUGAUAAAAACCAAAAAUAUUGAUUUAGAUGUAACACAAUCAUUUUUGGUGAUCAUCGGAAUAAUUGUUAUACUUAAGAUUUUAUUUUACUUUGCUUUAAAGUAUUUAAACAAACCUAGAUAAAUGUUUGUAAAAUAAACUUUGG
Hydra vulgaris (swiftwater hydra) is the source of this 2119-nucleotide messenger RNA. RefSeq lists its product as uncharacterized. Gene Ontology annotation, cellular component: membrane. Gene Ontology annotation, biological process: transmembrane transport. Lineage: Eukaryota; Metazoa; Cnidaria; Hydrozoa; Anthoathecata; Hydridae. The record is from RefSeq and is a predicted model, not a curated record. Gene Ontology annotation, molecular function: ABC-type transporter activity; ATP binding; ATP hydrolysis activity.